UGCACCGCGGCUGAACUGGCGCCCAGCAUUCUCCUCCAGGCCCGAACUUUGAAAAGUCUCUAAAAUGUCCAUCUGGACCGGAACCGGGCCCGGGCCGGCCCGCGGGACCGAGCCUGAGCUGGUUUGUAAGGACGUCCAGCUGUGACUCGGCUGCUGAAGACUGAAGACGUACCAGGAACCACAUAGAGCUAGCUAGCUUCAUCCCUUCAUCCCAGCGGCCCUGUGGGGGGUUAUGGCGUGUCCCGGUGAGACCGGGGAGACCAGUAACCUGUCAGAGACCUGCCCCCUCUGAGGUCCAAAAGAGCGUGGAGUUCUUCAGACCGAUGGUUCUUCAUGAGUCUGGUCCUCCGAGCAGCCGCAGAGCCGUCGUCGUCUCCGUCAGACCAUGUUCCACCAGGACCCGCCCAGCCGGCAGGUCUACCACUGCCAGGACUGUGGGAAGCAGUACAACACCCAGCUGGGCUACCGGCGCCACGUGGUGGCGUCGCACGGAGCCUCCGCCGGCCUGGAGUCCCAGGCUCUGCUGGAGAGCCUGGUUGACCACAGCGACCGGCCCCCGCCGGAGGGGGCCACCACCGGCGUGCCCGUCAGAGAGAGGAAGUACUCGUGCGAGCGGUGCGACCGCCGCUUCUACACGCGCAAGGACGUGCGGCGCCACGCGGUGGUGCACACCGGCCGCCGGGACUUCCUGUGCCCGCGCUGCGCGCAGCGCUUCGGCCGCCGCGACCACCUGACCCGCCACCUCAAGAAGAGCCACGCCCAGGAGGUGGGGCUCAUGUCGCCCCCCGGCACCCCCGGGGGGGCCCCGGCCCCUCCCGCGCAGGCCCCCAGCCCGGCGGCCCCCGACGUUCCCCCCGUCUCCAAGGAGCCCAUGGAGGUUUUCCCCAGGGACAUGUGCCCCUCCUACGCCAUGCCGGGGGUGGGGGGGCCCCCCCAGGGCCUCAUGCAGGGGUCCUUCCCCCCUCAGGGCCCCCACCACCUCCAGGCCCCCGCGGCGCCCCAGCAGCAACCCUUCAACAGCAUGUCCCGGUACCAGCACAGCACUACCUCGUACCCCCGCGCCGACAUGGACAGCUUCCUGCUGGACCUGCAGAGCGCCCCCCCGCCUCACUCCACCACCUCCCCGUCCCCUCAGAGGGAGGUCCUGGGGGACGCGGUGGCCCCCACGGGCCCCGAGCUGGACCUGGGACCUCUGCUGGGCUUCCUGCCCUUCAGCCUGCCGCCGUACAGCCCCCACGUUGGGAUGGGGGGGCUGGUGAUGAGCUACCCCACCACCACCUCGUCCUCGUCCUCCGCCUCCACCGGGCCCUCCCAGGCCCCGGGGCCCUUCCCGUUCUUCCAGCCCUCCCAGGGCCCGGGCCCCCAGGGCCCCCCGGUGCAUGGCCAGCUACCUCAGGCAUACAGUCCCGCCAUGAGCACUUCCAGCCCCCUACCUCACUACUACCAGGCCUUUCAGCAGUGAGCAGCUGUCUCCCGCUCCAAGCUCCGUCAGUAUUACCUCAGAACUUUAAAACAAACCUCGAAUGUUUUACAGAGACGUGACUUCACUUUUCUGAACUUCUCUACAGGAGUCUUCCACUUAUCAGGUUCUCAGAGAGAAAAUGCUACGAGGUCACGGUGUACUUAAUCCAGUCAUGGAUCGUCUCUUCACAGAAGGUCACUUUGGUCGAGGCUAACUUGAGAUUUUUUUCUUUUUAUUACCGUUUUUAAAAUGUUGGUGGACGAACGGCCUCACAGAAGGACAGAGGUCGGUGCCAGAUCGGUCGUAGGUGAGUUCUUGCAGAAGAAGCUUGAACAAGGGAUCUCCGUAGCACUUUGUCUCCAGACGGACAACAGCAUCACCACAUAUGUUAGAAAUGUUUCGAUGCCGAUUGUUUCCAACAACCAAUUUAAGAUGCUGAUUUACUUUUUUAUUCUUUUUUGUUGGCUGAUAC
This is a messenger RNA of Cololabis saira (Pacific saury), 1934 nucleotides long. Its product is annotated as zinc finger protein PLAGL2-like. Gene Ontology annotation, biological process: regulation of transcription by RNA polymerase II. The record is from RefSeq and is a predicted model, not a curated record. Gene Ontology annotation, cellular component: nucleus. The transcript is spliced from 2 exons. The coding region runs from base 386 to 1462 and encodes 358 amino acids. NCBI's taxonomy places the organism in Eukaryota, Metazoa, Chordata, Actinopteri, Beloniformes, Belonidae. Gene Ontology annotation, molecular function: sequence-specific DNA binding; DNA-binding transcription factor activity, RNA polymerase II-specific.